CAUCGGUUCUGAUGAGUGGCAACACCAUGGCAGGCUUCAGGAUGAUGGACAUGUUUGGCCUGGUAGAGAAGGAGUACAGUAACGUAGAGGGAGUGUCCCUGGAACCAGGCUCCUUCAACAGCUUCCCCUGCUACAGACUGCACAAAGACGCCCUGGUCUCACAGCCCACCAAGUACCUCCACCCAGAAGGUUUGCCCUCUGACUACACCAUCACCAUCCUGUUCCGCCUGCUACCAGACACCCCCCAAGAGCCCUUUGCAUUGUGGGAGAUCCUCAACAAAGACAAUGAACCCCUGGUGGGGGUCAUCCUGGACAAUGGUGGGAAGACUCUGACGUUCUUCAACUACGACUACAAGGGAGACUUCCAGACAGUCACUUUUGACGAGCCUGACAUCAAGAAGAUGUUCUAUGGCAGUUUCCACAAGCUCCACAUGGCGAUCUGUAAGACCACAGCCAGGGUGGUGGUUGACUGGAUGGUAGUGGGAGGAAAGCCCAUCAACGAGCUGGCAACAUCAGUAUGUGGAGCCUGA
Oncorhynchus nerka (sockeye salmon) is the source of this 530-nucleotide messenger RNA. RefSeq names its product collagen alpha-1(XIV) chain-like. Gene Ontology annotation, cellular component: interstitial matrix. Bases 12 to 530 code for a protein of 172 amino acids. NCBI's taxonomy places the organism in Eukaryota, Metazoa, Chordata, Actinopteri, Salmoniformes, Salmonidae. The record is from RefSeq and is a predicted model, not a curated record. The transcript is spliced from 6 exons.